AUGCCGCACUUCCAAAAACCAGCUAGUAUUCAGUACCAAGAAGAGUCACAACACCACCCAAUUGGGCAGCAUUUACCAGCUUUUCUCGCUGCUUGCGGCACUAUCAGCGAAGCUAGUUCCGGCCCUUCGUCAUCCGAUGCUCCUGUCAAAGAUGCUGCUAUCGCUCUGCGCACUCCAGGGCCUUUUAUCGAAGGCCAAUCAACCCAGCAAUCAGCGAUUACACAAAUUUCAGAGGUUUUACGCCCCCCACCAACGCGUCUCGCGAUGGUCACCAGUCCUGCUGGCCGUUUGUUUGCUUGGCGUCGACAGCGAGGCGUCCCAUCGGUGGCACAAAGGUCUACUGGGGACGCGAUGGGUGCGAAUUUGACUCCAUCUAUUGGAGUUUCUCGACGCCCAGUUAUUCAGCAUCAGUUGGCAAUUGGAAAUCAACUCUAUCAGAAUCGCCAGGAUGCAUCCUCCCGGAGCAAGAGGACCAGUGGCCUCAGACGUUCUAGUGCUGCCGUAACAGCGCAGACAAAUGCUACUGGUGCCCCGCGAAGGGCUGCUUAUCUCUGUCGGUAA
Messenger RNA from Protopolystoma xenopodis, 561 nucleotides. The record is from the annotation of a GenBank genome assembly. NCBI's taxonomy places the organism in Eukaryota, Metazoa, Platyhelminthes, Monogenea, Polystomatidea, Polystomatidae.